Rotaria sp. Silwood1 is the source of this 1824-nucleotide messenger RNA. NCBI's taxonomy places the organism in Eukaryota, Metazoa, Rotifera, Eurotatoria, Philodinida, Philodinidae. The record is from the annotation of a GenBank genome assembly.
AUGGAGGAUUAUUCGAAAGCACUUGAAUUUUACGCAAAAGCGCAUGAACUAAAAGGAAAAAGUCUGCCUUCAAAUCAUCCAGAUUUGGCUAUUUCCUACAACAACAUCGGUGGAGUGUAUGAUAGCAUGGGUAACUAUUCGAAAGCACUUCAUUUUUUCGAAAAAGCAUAUAAAAUAAGAGAAAAAGCUCUGUCUCCAACUCAUCCUGAUUUGGCUCAAUCCUACAGUAACAUUGGUCUAGUGUAUAAUGACAUGGGUGACUACUCGAAAGCACUUGAGUUUCUUGAAAAAUCGCUUGAAAUAAGAAAAAAAGCUCUUACUCCGGAUCAUCCUGAUUUGGCUACGUCCUACAAUAACAUGGGUCUAGCUUGUGACAACAUGGGUAACUACUCGAAAGCACUUGAAUUCUACGAAAAAGCACAUCAGCUACUCGAAAAACGUCUGCCCUCGGAUCAUCCUGAUUUGGCUCUUUCCUACAACAACAUCGGUGCAGUCUACGAAAGCAUGGGUGACUAUUCGAAAGCACUCGAGUUUUUCGAAAAAGUAUAUAAAAUAAGAGAAAAGGUUCUGUCUCCAACUCAUACCGAUCUGGUUAUUUCUUGCAAUAACAUCGGUCUGGCUUAUAACAACAUGGGGGAUUACUCAAAAGCAAUUGAAUUCUACGAAAAAGCACAUAAAAUAAAAGAAAAAGUUCUACGUCCCAAUCAUCCCGAUAUGGCUCUGACCUACAACCUCAUCGGUGGAGUGUAUGAUAGCAUGGGUGACUACUCGAAAGCAAAUGAGUUUUUUAUAAAAGCACAUAAGAUACUUGAAAAAGCUCUGCCUCCAACUCAUCUCGAUUUGGCUCAAUCCUAUAACAACAUGGGUCUAGUGUAUAAUGACAUGGGUCAUCACUCGAAAGCACUUGAAUUUCUGGAAAAAUCACGUAAAAUAAGAAAAAAAGCUUUGCCUCCGAAUCAUCCUGAUUUGGCUACUUCCUAUAAGAAUAUCGGUCUAGUGUAUAACGAUAUGGGUGACUACUCGAAAGUACUAGAAUUUUUCGAAAAAGCAAAUCACAUCCUCGAAAAGGCUAUACCUGCAAAUUAUCCUGAUUUGGCUGAAUCCUACAGCAACAUCGGUCUAGUGUACAAUUGGAUGGGUCAUUACUCGAAAGCACUUGAAUUUUUCGAAAAAUCACUUAAAAUAAAACUAAUAGUUUUGCCUCCGAAUCAUCCCGAUUUGGCAGCUUCCUACAACAUGAUUGGAUCAGUGUAUUACCACAUGAGUGACUAUUUGAAAGCAAUUAAGUUUUUCAAAAAAGAUUUGAAAAUAGCAAAAAAUAUUUCGCCUCCAAGUCAUCCUGAUUUGGGUUCUCCAUAUCAAUGGCUCGAUCAAAAAAUGCUACCUGAUCGACAUCCGAAUUUCGCUAUAACAUAUAGUCAUAUUGGUGAUGUUUAUCGAUUAAUGGGAGAAUAUGAAAAGGCAUUUUCAUGUCAUCGAAAAGCAUUAAAUAUUCAAGAAACUGUUCAGUGUAAUCCUCUGGAACGUGCAACGAUAUAUACAAAUCUAGGUGAAACGUAUGGGGAAAUGAAUGAUUAUACAAUGGCAUUGAUGUAUUUUCAAAAAGGAUUAGAAAUUCGUGAAAAGAAACAACCAAAAAAUCAUCCUGAUUUAGCUUUAAUCUAUCAUAGUUUAGCGAAAUUAUAUUUGGCUACUGAAGAAUAUAGUAUGGCAAUGAAAAAUGUCCAACAAGCGAUAGAAAUCGCUCAAGAAAAAUUGCCUUCAAAUCAUCCUCAUCUUUUGAACUAUAAAGAAACAUUUGAAAUAAUUCGAAAGAAGUUGUAA